AUGGCCGACGUUGAUUAUUAUCAAUCGGGGAAUCCCCGUUACGAUUCACGUGGUUACGACGAUCGUUACCGCGGUAACCAACGCGAUUCAUGGAACGAACGUGGUUACCAUGACAACCAACCACAACAACAACAAGGUAACCAUGGUUACGAACAACGAGGAUACCAGGAACAAUACACAACACCUCCCACUAGUGGGAGUAAUUCCAACAACGAGCGAUACGAACGACCAACGAAUAAUCAACGCGAUACUGACUACCAGGGAGGAUAUAGGAGGGAGGAUGAAAGGUAUGACAGCAGGAAUGAAUAUCAACCACAAUAUGAACAACGUACAAACCAACAACCCAACAAUGAACGUUGGAACUCCAUAAAUGAACAACCGAACUACAACGAGUAUAACCAAACUAACUAUAACCGAAUGUAUGAUGACCAACGACCCCAUAAUGACCCUUUGCCGCGACCUCAUGACCCCCUGCCGAACCACACUCGUCCCUAUGACGACCCACAGCCCCACAAUGGCCCUCAAUCCAACUACACGAGGCCCCACGCCCCCCAACCCCACCCCACACACAGGGACGAAGGUUAUAGGGAAAAUGCAAUACAACCAAAGCUGCUCGCUCAAACUGCUACACGCAACAACAACGGGAUAGCUGUGUUUGGCAUCGUGGCCAAGGUUGACCCCCCAGUACAAGGGAGACCCCCUCCUUCCACCCUUAAUCCACAACCUUACUUGGGUGAAGGGGGGCCGGCAUCAAGUCCCACCAGGACUCAACCCCUUACCCCUAUUAUGGAACACCCUUCUUCACCCCAACCUUACCCAGGGGGUUACCCACAACAGGGUAACGCGUAUCACAACACGGACAUCCCCAACAACAGAAACAAAGACUCUGGUGGUUACCAUGGUUACUCGGGUGUCACCGUUGCCUCUAGUGGUGGUUACCGUGACGAUAGCAGUGGGUAUGGUUCUGCUUCAACGCACACCGAACGAUCGUACGACGGCCAGCGACCACUAGGAGGGGCUAAACCCAACCUAGCACAGAAACCAAGACUGCCACCGGGUGGUCAAAGGAGGACACCUAGUGGCCCAAGCUCGCCACCAUGGCAACGGGAGUUCGGCGACAACAAACAGUUUGAAUAUCAACAACAGCAACGAAGUUAUAACAAUGACAAACAAGAACAAAGCUACAACACUGAAUCACAGCGGAAUUUUCAACAAGAUAAUUACUCCCAACAACAAAGAAGUUAUAAUGAUCAACAACAACAACAACAACAACAACAGACUUAUAAUAAUGAACCUCAGCAACAACGGCAAAGUUACAACAAUAAUGAACUACAACAACAGAAGUAUCGGAACCAACCACAAGAUUACGGCAAUGGUUAUCAACAAAGUUACCAACAGGAUAAUUACCCACAACAACAACAACAACAACAACAACAUAGCCACUGGACGCUCCAGAAACCGAAUGAUAGCCACCAUUAUCGUUCGAAUGAAGGCUCAGGGGUGGAUAGUUCACAAAUCAAGGGAGUUCGUGCCGUAAAGAACUUAUUUGACAAACCCGGAGCCCCGGUACCCCUACCCCCAACCUCCAUGAGUUAUGGGGCUAAUCGGUACAACAAUGCACGGCCCGUACCGCCCCGACCCCGUGUGACCUCGGAUCGAGGGUCAAUGUCGCCAACUAGUGGUCAAAGAUACGGGGAGCAACAAUUCCCUAGAAGGGGGUUUUCCCCGAACCAGGAUUUACCACCAGGGGAAAAUUCUAGGGGAGUCCCCAGAAGCCCUUUGGAGGAUGGUAGGAGGGGAUUCCCCAAUGAUAGGGGAAUGCCGGUCGAUAACAGAAGGGGAUUUCCCCAGGAUAGGGAACCAAUUUAUGACAACAAGGGGAUUCACCAGGAGAGGGGGCAAGAUGGAAACAGAGGGGGGCACAAUGGUAAUAGGGGUCACCGCGAAGAUAAGGGGUUUAACCAUGAAAGAGGGGGUUUACCCCAAGAUCGGGGUCAAAAUAUUGACACUAGAAGGGUAAUCCCCCAACAAAGGGGUCCAGGUGAUGCGAGGGAAUUCCCCCAAGAAGUGGGGCCAAUUAACGAUGAUAGGGGAAUACCCAAUGACAACAGAAGGGGAUUUCCCAAUGAUCGGGGUCAAGAUGGGGUUCGAGGGGGGUUCACCCAACAAAGGGGUCCCCCACAGCUUACCCCACCUAUGGGUGAAGAUGGGAGGGGUGGAAUGGGGUUACCCCAUUUACCCCCACCCCCCCAACACAGCCAGAGUAUGUACAACCUUGAUAUCCCACCAAGUAACGAUGGAAGAUUACGAUCGAGUUAUUCGGGCGACCACCUUAAUAAUCCAAUGGUGGUUGGGAUCAAAUACCCAAGCAAGCAACAAGUGAACCACGGGCCGUACCGGUUGGAGCAUUAUGAGGAACACACAUUACCAUGUAAAUACACCGUAGAUGAUGAUGAGUUAAUUGAAAGCAAACUAAAUGCAUGCGAGUGA
Ciona intestinalis (vase tunicate) is the source of this 2490-nucleotide messenger RNA. NCBI's taxonomy places the organism in Eukaryota, Metazoa, Chordata, Ascidiacea, Phlebobranchia, Cionidae. The record is from RefSeq and is a predicted model, not a curated record.